Messenger RNA from Bradysia coprophila, 5200 nucleotides. RefSeq names its product putative ATP-dependent RNA helicase TDRD12. The record is from RefSeq and is a predicted model, not a curated record. Gene Ontology annotation, biological process: germ-line stem cell division. Gene Ontology annotation, molecular function: nucleic acid binding; ATP binding. NCBI's taxonomy places the organism in Eukaryota, Metazoa, Arthropoda, Insecta, Diptera, Sciaridae.
CAAAACAACCAGAACUCUAUCAACAGAUGUUUUGUUAAGAUAAAAGAGGCCGGAAACAAGAACAAUAAUACAGUGCGUUCCAGAUCAUCGGCAAAAAAAUGGUGUUCGUAAAAGAAGAUCACCCUAAAUCACGACCGAUUGAAAUCACUUAUUACGUGACUCCUCACGAAUUUUGGUUCAAAUAUAUAGACGACGACGACGGUGAGGAUGAAAGAAUGCAGGAGAGAAUUCAACGUUUGGCGGAUAGGAGCAAAAGUGACCGUUACGAUGAACCGAAGGUCGGCGACAUUGUAAUUGUACAAUGUCUCUUCAUGAGUUCAAAAUACAUUCGGGCUCGGGUCGACUGUGAACUGAAAUAUUCAUAUGGAUCCGAAUUGAUAUUAUGGGCAAUCGAUUACGGAUUUCCGAUUCGAUCAAAUCUAAAGUUUGUAAGGAAAGUGACUUCCGACGAAUUGAAAAAAGACAAUCGGCGUGUGUUCAAAGCAACUUGUAGUGGUGUUGUGCCCGCGCAACCGGACUAUGAUUAUUACCAAUUCAAAACUGUAAUGCGCAAUAAACCGUCGUGGUCUGAGAAGGCGAUUAAUGAAUUCGAAAAGAUCUAUUCGAACAGUGAACAGUUGACCUUUCACUACAAAUGCAAUGCUGCUGAGCAGCACGUUUAUGGAUCUCUGGAAGUGCUUCUAUCUAGUGAAAAAUCAGUCAAUAUGGAUGACGUUUUGAAGAACAUCGAUGAAGCGAUUGAUGCCGUAGAUUUCGAAACAGAAUACGAAAGCUUGGCGCAUAAGGACUACUGGCUUCAACAAGAAAAUUAUAAAAUAUUGGAAAACGUAGACGCUUCCAGGGCAGGGACCGUAAAAACUCUCAAGCCGAAAAAUUUGCGAGACAAAACCAUCGUAAGCAAAGUGAACGAUUGGAACGAUUCGAACGAUCGCACAAUGCGAUUGGUGUCAAAGACCACGAAUAUACAUUCGUCGUCGAAUACAGACUCCUCGUCGAAUACAGAAUCAUCGUCGAAUACAGAAUCAUCGUCGAAUGUGGAUCCGUCGUCGCUGAAAAUGAAAGAUUUGCCGCUCAAUAAAAGAUACGGUCACUGUUCUAAGCAAGAUACACCGACGUCUAGUGGUAUAAGUAAAGCGAAAAGCACCAAAAAAGACGAAUUGGCAGCAUUGGUCAAACGGCUCCCUGUACCCGAAUCUUCGUUCAGCAGUGACAAACACGCCAACAUGGUGCCGAAAAAUUAUUUCAGAAGAGUUUUAGAGGCGGAAAGUUCUCAGUCCUCAGCUCUGCCGAAUAGAGUACUGACGCAUUGUCGCAUUGGCUUGCCCACACCAGCAGUUGCUUCAAUUGCCGAAGUUCAUUUCACGGACAUAAUACAUGCCAAUCUGAAGAAAAUGAGCAUUACCCAAGUUUUUCGUAUACAAAGUGUUGCUUGGCCACAUUUGCUGCGCGGUCACUCUUUGAUUGUGAUUAAUGCAGCCAAAACCGGAAAGACCUUGACAUACUUACCAGCUGUAUGCUCAUUGGCAAUGGAGUACGAAUCCGUUGUCGAUGGCGAUGGUCCGGUUGCAAUUAUUAUUUGUCUGGACUCAAGUGCUGUUACUGCUGUCAAAAAGAAUUGUGAGGAGUUGCUAAGGGGUUCCGGCAUAUCUGUGAAAUCAUUUUCGUUGCACGACGAUAAAAAUGUUCAGGAGUGCCAAAUGUUGAACGGCAUGGAUAUAUUGGUCACUUCGAUUCCGAAUCUAUUGACACUGAUUAACAGUCCGUUGCGACUAUUCAAUGCGAAGCGAUUGAAGCGGGUCGUUUUCGAUGAAAUCGACUCAAUGUAUCAACGAUUUGGCGAACAGAGCGUGCACAAAAUCUACAACUCGUUGUGCACUCCCGUUCCCGAUAAGCAGUUCAUUCUAACGUCGAAGAUCUGGCACAAUAGCCUGAAAAAGUUUUGUGGAAAAGACGAUUUGAUGCUUUGCAUUGGAGCGUACGUCGAAGCGGCUAUUUAUUCGAACAUCAGCAUUACCGUUCAGUCAACCAAUGAUCGGGAUCAUUAUAAACAAUUUUUGGAUAAUUUCAAGAAAGGAAAAUACUUAGAAGAACAGACAGUUAUCGUUUGCAAUACAUCAGAAGAAGUUCGUUUAAUUGAGAAGAAUCUAACCAGCCUUGGAUACAAUAACGUCACGUACUACUGCGAUGAUGAUGACUCGGAAAAAUUCGUUUCCAUCAAUCGAGAAAUAAAUCGAAACAAAUCCGUGGCACUUGGUGUAGUAGUGUGCACUGACGAUACAUUGGCCGAUUUACGUAUACGAAAUGCGCAGCACAUUAUUCACUAUUCGUUGCCCGACAACUGGACCAUAUUCAAUCAACGUUUUGUGGUAUCUUUCGAUUAUUACAAAAAUAUGGUUGGAGAUGGACUGUCAUCUGGUCAACCUACAUCGGUUGUUUUCGUGGACGAACUGAGUUCCGAUGUAAUGCCUAGACUCGUCGAUUUUAUGAAAACUCGCUGCUUCGCUAAUGUACCAGAACAUGUCUCGACAUGGGCCAACAUCAAACGGAUUGAACAGGUGGCCCAAAAUAAAAAGUACGUGCCGUUCUGCAAUCGAAUGACAUUGUUCGGUGUAUGCGACAAUCCAUACACUUGCACUGGCCGACACUUUCUCACAGAAGCCGACCGAGCAGCUGAACAUUUACCACGAACCGGAAAGGUCAAAUUCGAAAUUAUGUCCGUUCAUUCGCCGGCUCAUUUUACUGUUCGCUUACUGGCACAUCGUUCAUCGGCACGAAAUGAAUGGCAGAAGCUUAGUUUCAACGACGCUUCUACGCUCCGAUUACGGAUGGUCAAGCAUUUUGAAAAUCCGGAAAAUCUGAUCGUUUACCAUUCACCCAAGCUGGGUGAUCUGUGCGCUAUCGAAGAUGACGACGAAGGUGAGAAGUACAAACGCUGCCAGGUGAUUUUCAUCGACGAGACGACGAAGUCGAAAAUGGUGUGGCUGAUUGACACGAAUGUCGUUGAAAAGUGUUUGAAAAUACAGGACCUGUAUAUCCUGCCCGAUGAAUUCAAAUGUUAUCCACCGCAAGCUGUCGACAUUCGAAUCGCUGGUAUUGUCCCGUUGGACUUGAGCGCAACUUGGGACAAAUGUUUGGUACCGCGUGCGCGCAAAUGGUGCGAUUUAAAGAAAAAUUGCCACUUCGAAGCAACGAUCGAAAUGACGUUGAUGAGAUGUAUUUGGGUGAAAUCGGUCCAAAUAGUCGAGAAGCUGUCGUCGAUCGACGAAGAAUUGGUGAAGUUCGAUUUCAAGAAGGAGAUCAUACGCGAAAGUCUGGGAUAUCCUGAUGAAGACGCAUUCCCAUUACUGCGAGACAUUGCGGAGAAAUCUGGUUUAAUAGAUCUCGAACCGUUGGAUAACGAACCGCUAGAAAACAAAGCGUUGGACAACAAAGCGUUGGACAAGAAACCGUCAGACAACAAACCGUUAGAUAUUGUACCAUCAGCCAAAGAACCGUUAGUCAACGAACGAGAAAUUCUUCGAACUCCCGUUCAGCAAUUGGUAAACAAUCAAGAACGCGGUCGUGGUCGCGGUAGAUUCUUGAGUGAAUCACCAGGAGCGAUUUCACGCUCUCCAACAAACAUCCAGUCUCCUGUGCUGAAUUGUCAGUCGCCGAUACUGAGCCACCCAAUUCUCAACGAGUCACCGAAAAACGAACAUUUAAAUCAGCAGAUACCGACGGCGUCACCAAGAAUUGUGAGCGAGCCAGUGGAACAGUGGGCAGCGCUAACACCCGGCAAAUACAUUGAAGUUGAUAUCGGGGAAUUUUAUGCGCCGGAUCAGAUUUAUGUGCUGCUUGCCGGCGAGUUCGAAUGUUUCAACCAGUUACGCCAAGAAAUUUUCAAUUUCACCGACGAGCCGAGCAACGUACAGCCACUGACCAAUGUUGAAGUGGGCUCCCUUUGCUUAGCUCUUGCGGAAAAUGAUGGGGAUGAGUACAACAAUGACUAUAGACGGGCGAAGAUUUUGAACGUCAACGAGUCAACGGUGAACAUUUUUUUGGUCGAUUACGGUGUGGAAGAACAUAACGUACCUAUGGACGAUUUGAUUGAGAUUCCUGAGAAAUUCAUUACAUGUCUGCCGUUUCAGGCGAUACGGUGCAAUAUGAUUGGCGUUCGUCCGUCCAAUGAAAUGUCGCUCGAUGAAUCGUGUCGGAACAUUUACGACACAUUAAAUGAUUCGCGAAGCUUAUUUGUAUGGUGCACAGAAAACCAUUCGGCCAGCAAUCUGAUGGAAUGCAAUUCAUACGAUGCGGUUUUUCUCGACAAAGAUUUGGAGAAAAAUAUCAACCAGUUCGUUGUCAAGAGUGGAUUUGCCGACUACGAUCCAGAGACGGAGCAUUUAGCCGAUAUAGAAGUUGACUGGUUUGACCUUCAGUUGGCGAACGAAGAUUGGGAUGCCUACCAUCAACUACAGGAUUUUAUGGAAAGCCUUCUAAAAAACGGCAACGACCAUCAACAACCGGCAAUAUUAAAUUCCGCAGAAAAAUCGGAAUCAACGGCAACUAUAGUGCCUGAUCUAAUACCGAGAACGACCGUUGAUAGUGAUGAUCCUUUCACUGGGGCACUCAGCCAAUCGGCGAAAAAUCUAAACUGUCGCUUAGAGUCGACAGCUGAAAUGCCUUACAUUACGUGGAAACAGACCUCAUCAAUGGUACAGCUAGCCAUACCAGCGCCAGAUGUCAAAGACUACUCACUGAAAGUUGGCUCACGAUUUGUUCAAAUCUGUUUUGUGGCCAACGAAAAGCGGUACGAAUGUAUUGUGAAUCUCUUCGGAUGUGUGGAUGCCAAAUACACAUCGCACGAAGUUCGAGGUCUCAACAUUGUAAUUAAGCUGAUGAAAACUCUGGCUGCUGAGCAAUGGCCGCGAUUGGAGAAGUGGCCGGGUAGAAAUCAAUUCAUCAAAUGCGUUGAUGAAUGUUAUGACUGUAAUGAAGAUUCCGAUACUGAGCAGCGCAAAUUUUUGCCUCUGGCCAGUGAUCUAUCGUAUUCGCAAGAUGACGAUGAUGACGACGUCGACGACGAUGCUGAUGAAAACGUUUUGAAUGCUAUUGAAAUGUGAUCGACUUCAUCUCAGGCUCAAAUUGAAAUUAUUAUUUUUUUUCUCUCUACUUUUUGUACAGAUUGCUAUUGAGAAAUAAACGUACGCGAACAUACGAAAAU